Messenger RNA from Cladophialophora yegresii CBS 114405, 477 nucleotides. RefSeq lists its product as uncharacterized. The transcript has a single exon. Bases 1 to 477 code for a protein of 158 amino acids. NCBI's taxonomy places the organism in Eukaryota, Fungi, Ascomycota, Eurotiomycetes, Chaetothyriales, Herpotrichiellaceae. The record is from RefSeq and is a predicted model, not a curated record.
AUGCAGACCCGUUACGUCAAUGCUUUCUUGAAAGACGUGUUCAACUGCAUCACUGAGGAUAUCGCGACUGGUUCCGGGUUGCUGUCCUGUCAAAUCACGAAGCAUGGCAUGCUCCACCUCCUUCUGCGCAAGCAUGGCAUCGCCCCCGCGGACAUGAUCGAACCGCAGUCACUGAGUAUGGUAAUGCGCCGCCUUCGUGCCGCUGCCCAGGAGCUCGAAAACAACGACAUCGGACAAACAAAGAACAGUUGUAUCAAGGAGAAAUCUGCUCGGCGGGCAAAAAGAGGCGAGCCAUGCGACUACUGCUGGCAUGACUUCACCAUGGAGUUCACGGCUAUCAUCGGGAAACACAACUUUGCGUUGCCUGGGUUUUGCUUGCUUUGCUUCAGGGCCGGCAAGCCUCACUUCCUGGUCGAGCCUGGCGACCGUCACGAAUGCAACAACGCAAAUGCCUGGAACGACAGUACCGGGGCUUAG